Scophthalmus maximus (turbot) is the source of this 5841-nucleotide messenger RNA. It is a transcript of the gene rgs3a, whose product is annotated as regulator of G protein signaling 3a. The record is from RefSeq and is a predicted model, not a curated record. Gene Ontology annotation, biological process: signal transduction. The transcript has 16 exons. Gene Ontology annotation, cellular component: plasma membrane; nucleus. NCBI's taxonomy places the organism in Eukaryota, Metazoa, Chordata, Actinopteri, Pleuronectiformes, Scophthalmidae. Bases 618 to 3833 code for a protein of 1071 amino acids. Gene Ontology annotation, molecular function: protein binding.
CUAUUCUUCUGCUGUUGAAGAGUUCCCAUGAGUGCCCCGGCCAGGAGCUACAGUUUGGUCCGAGCAGGCUGAGCCAGCGCCAGUCUCGCCUACAUGACGCCGCAGCCACACUCUCUCACACAGCUGAUCUCUGGCGCUACCGCAACUCUUCAGGCCUCGAAAGCAAGAAGCUGGACACUGCCGUGCGGGAGGGGGCAAAUGCGAGAAGAAUGAAAACAUGAAGGAAGGAAUGACUGAACUGAAGUUUAAAGAAAAUCAAGAGGAAGACGAAGCUGUGGAUAAAAUGAUGGCUGACUGACGUGCACACAGGAAUAUGCACUGAUGACUGAAGUUGUGUUGCGAACAAACCUUGAAUGGAUAGGAGUGCAGCUGGAGGUCAGUUCGCAGAGUGCUGCUACUAAGAAAUUGAAUCUCGUCUCAUUUGAGGAAAGCAGAUGCAGAGUGGCAGCCAGUUCGGCUGAAAAUUGUCUCCAGGGACCAAUUUUGUUACACUCAACAGAUUCCUGUUUUCCUGCAGGACGAGAAACAAUAUCCCUAUCUUUAACCGCCUUUUGCUCCACUACACUGCAAGACAAAGGCCACUCCAGCCACUCUUUUGGGCCGCUGCCACUGUCGAGAUGAUCCAUAACACCCUGAAGUCGGCCCAACCGCUGGAGCGCAGCCCCAGGAGCACGAACUCUGCCGCACAGAGGAGGCUGUGGAGAUACUCGGCCUGCAGGCGAUCUGGCCAGGUGGAAAGUCAGCGUCACAGUGUGUGUGUGCUCGCUGCGGACUUGAAUGCUGGAGAAGGUGGAGGAGGGAGAGGAGGAGGUGGUGGAGGUGUCGUGCACACUAUCCAUGGGCUGUGCCACCUGUGCAUCGGAUGUAGGCUGCCACAGGUGACCAUCCUUCGAGGAAAGGAUGGAUAUGGCUUCACCAUCUGCUCAGAUUCCCCUGUGAGGGUACAGGCUGUUGAUCCAGGGGGUCCAGCAGAUCAGGCAGGUCUGCAACAGUUGGACACGCUCCUGCAGCUAAAUGGUCAGCCAGUGGAGCAAUGGAAAUGUGUGGACUUAGCCCAUGCUAUCAGAAACAGCGCCAAUGAAAUCAAGGUGGUGGUGUGGCGCACCGGUCCCUCAGCUAAGCCUAGUUUUGAGGGACUCAUCCAUCGACCCUCCUACAAGCCUUCCACCUCAAACUAUGAUACGCCCUCACCACCUACCCGCAGGCGUGCACCAGAUGUCAGCACCAGCAAAACCCCCCCAGCCGUGCCGCCUCUACCAGCUCACCACCGUGCCACUGCCAGCCGCCGGCUGCUGGUCAACGGCACCGAGGCUGGAAAUAACAGCGGCUUAGGCAUGGGGACCCUCGCGUGGGGGGCCCAGGGGGGAUCAGCGGAGGAGCUGGACGGGAAACCGCGACACCUCCACCAUCCGCACACUGCCACACUGAAGGGCACCAGGGUGAAGGCGUCCAACGGGGACAACUACAUCAUCCUGGCGCCCAUCAACCCCGGAAGCCAGAUCUUAAGGCCUGUUUACCAAGACAACCAGGGGACAUUAGCUGCCAGGUUAUACCCACGACAGGCCGCCGGUCCACAACCCCAGGGGGUCGGUCGCGGUGCUUUUUCUGGAGGUGGGAGUGGAGGUAUUGGAGGAGGAGCUGGCGGGGCUUUCUCGAACCGCACUGGCUUCCUGAGACGCUCCAACAAUUCCAAGACAUCAAAGACGUCAUCCACCUCCACUGACGCCGGCGGGUCCAGCUACCAGCAGCAGAACGCUAACUUUGCAAAUUACCAGAACUGCACUAUCGUCCGCUCACAUACUCCACACGGCAACUAUGGAUAUGUGAAAGUGGCUCCCAAGAUCCUUAUCUUCCCCAUCUUUGUUCAGCCUCUUGACCUGUGCAGCCGAACGCUCAUCAUAUCUGAGGAGAUGAUACUACAUGAGAGCAAGCACCACUCUCUCAAGGUUACAGUGUUUGUCUACAACGACCUGAUGCUGGUGACAAGAGAAGAUGAACCAGGCAGGUGUAACGUCCUUCAGAGUCCCCUGUACCUCAGACAGCUCCGGCUCCAGGACGAUUACGCUGAAGAGCUGAGAUUCUACCUUAUUCACAUGACCGAGAAGUGUGACUGCCUGCUGAGCCUGGAAGCCUAUUCAGUGGACCAAAAGCACCGUGUGUGUCAGUGCCUGAAGGACACCAUUGACAAGCAGCUGCAGCUUCACCGGAGGGAGCCUACCGUUCCGCAUCAUUUUGAACAGAUGUUGGAGCCUAAGGUGGAUUCCCCUUCAUGUGAGCUGGGUGGAGUAGGAGGAGAUUUAGGCGGUGUGUGCCUCCACCUGCCCACCCGCAGCUCAGAAGGUGAUGAGAGCAGUUUAUAUCCCUCAAGCCCCUCUGAGCCCCGAACCCUGGGCAGUCCUCACCCCUCAGAGCCACUCACCCCUCUGGAUGAGGUCUACAUGCCCCUCGGUUGUCUGCUGGGAUCCGAGGAACGACAUAAGGUGCCUCCCACACCACCUCCUUCUUCCACCGAGGGCGAGGAUUGCAAGAGUAUAGAGGGGAAUGAGAUGGAGAUCUGGAGACAGAUGAGGAAUGGGGGGAACAUGAAAGAGGAGGAGGAGGAGGAAGAUGGGGCCAGCAGAAAGAGUAUUGUAAGUGAGGGGGAAGAGAAGGAAGAAGGAGGAGAAGAGGAAGGAGAGAUGAACGAAGAGGAGGGCAACCUCAACCUGGUGGUGUCCAACACGGAUGAGGACAACGCCUCUGAGCCGCCCGACACCAACGCGCCUCCCUCCUCCUCCUCCUCUUCAUUUGUCAUCCCUGAGCUGCGUCUUGACCGCUCCUUCAGUGCCGACGCCCUCUCCUCACCCAACACCGAUGAAGAAGAGUACGACGAAGAUGAGGACGAGGAGUCCGACGACGAGGACGAGGAGGACGACAGCGACGACGCCUACCUGCAGCGGAGUGACAGCAAGCGCCGCAGCAUGGUGGAAGGUGCCACCUGUGAGAAACAUGGAGGAGGGGGGCUCAGUGUGCAGAAUUCCCUCCGCAGGCGCACCCACAGUGAGGGGAGCCUCCUGCAGGACCCCCGCUCAGCUUGCUUCACCUCCGACAACGCCAUCAACUGCCUGGAGGUCGGGGGAGCGCACCACAAGGGCGGCUGGACACUGCCAUCACCCAAAACCCUGAAGAAAGAGCUGACCAAGAACGGAGGCUCGAUGCAUCAGCUGUGCAUGCUGUUCUCUGGGAGGAAGCUGAGCUCCGGAUCCCCCUGUAGCUGCGAGGUCGGCACCAAAGGUUCAAAGAAGAAGAGAUCCAAGAACCUGGCCAAAGACAUGAAGAAUCGACUUGCUUUCCUGCGGAGGAGGAAUGAAUCCCCAGGAAGUAACCCAGCCAGCAAGCUAGACAAGACUAUGAAGUCAGUCAAGCCCACCCCGGAGGAAGCACUGAAAUGGGGGGACUCACUUGACAAGCUGCUGGGACACAAAUAUGGCCUGGCAGCGUUCAGAGCUUUCCUGCGCACGGAGUUCAGCGAGGAGAAUCUGGAAUUCUGGCUUGCAUGUGAGGAAUACAAGAAGAUCAAGUCCCAGUCCAAGAUGGCCUCAAAAGCCAAGAAGGUCUUUGCAGAAUACAUCGCUAUCCAGUCUUGUAAAGAGGUGAAUCUGGAUUCGUACACCAGAGAUCACACUAAGGACAACCUGCAGAAUGUGACGCGCUCCUGCUUUGACCUCGCGCAGAGGCGGAUAUACGGGCUGAUGGAGAAGGACUCAUAUCCCCGCUUCCUCCGCUCAGAACUCUACUCGGACUUAAUCAACCAAAAAAAGCCCAGCUCCACUUCGACUUCAUCUUCCUCAUAAGAGACCGGCGGGGCGGGGGGGGGCGGAAAAGAUGAGAGAGAGCGGUGGUGAAGACGAUGAGAGAGAAACGGGGCAGACUUGAAAAACACACAGUGGGUGGGUGGGUGGGAUGAUGAGGUUCUUUGUUUGCCUUUUUUCUUUUUUUGCGUGUCAUCCUGUCCACUUUUAUUUUAUUUCAAUUUUUUUGCGGUGUGACAUGACGCAGCAAAGCUAUGGCACUGCAAAGGAAUGUAGUUUACACAGUUACCAGGUGGAUGAAUGAAUGGAUGGACUGAUGAAUGGAUGUUGACGUAAAGAAAAAGAUACAGAAUCCCACUGUUGCUUUUUUUGUCUCCUGUAUGUCAAGAAAUGACAUUUGUUUGCGUUUUUUUUGUCAAGUUGUACUGGAGAAAAGGAGGGGUAACUCCAAAAAAAACAACCCUGCAGACAUAAAGACAGUCGGGUACUGUUAUGUCACUCUCUUUCCGAUGUUUCCUCCUCUCCUCCACCAUGUCCCUUGUGAAGCCACUUCUAAAGCUGUCGGUACGACACAAAGUCCCUUUUCCUCAUGUUUUUUUUCCUUUCAUCCGCCUCCAAAAUAUGUGAUGGAGGGAGAAAAAAACUAACAAAAACAAGGUGAUUUCUGAAUGAAAACUAACAUUGUUUCACAGCCAUCUCUGUUAAAAACAUCUACAAAACCGCUCUCGACUUAUAUUCAGUUCCUCCUAAGACUGUGGAAAGAUACUGUGACGGCCGGCGACAAAGGCGGAGACAGCAACGGGCAAAGAACGCGACUGUCUAAAUAACGGAUGGACCGGAGCUGCGAGGAAACGCAGAUGUGUGUCCGUCUCACAUUGAAAAAGACAUGCAAAGAUCACAUUCAGAGCCAGAGAUGGAAAGAAGAAAAACGACGACUUGCUUCCUGUCUCCAAAGACUGUUUUACCACAAGGAACGGAAAAAGAACCCCAAGAAGAAAAAGGAACAAUGUGCGGUGCAGCCAAACAAGAUUUCCUUUCGCACCGUAGCUCAUUGUGGACUAAUCGAGGAAGCGCUCUCAGGACAUUGCUACGACAGGUUCCGGCUUGGUUUCUCCUCUCAGCUGUUUUUCUACACACACACUCGCCGUUUUCGUUUCCACGUUUAAGGUUUCCGACGUGCACUCCCUAGUUCCACUGAGCAAUACACGAGAGGCUGCUUGUGUCAUAGUCUGAGGAAGAAAAGAAAAAAACUGCUUCAUGUUGUACAAAGGUUUGCCUAUUUAUUUAGAUUAACUCGCUGGAUGCUACAGACACCCUCACCUCCUCCAAAGCACUCAGCUCAAAGCUCUCACUUUUCCUCUUUAACCACCAAACAGGUCCAAUGCUGCCCUGAACGUUAAGUGCAAUAUUGUUUAUUUUUUAUUUUGUAUUUUAUUAUUAUUUUGGGUUUGUUCAUUUAUUUGGAUACUUUUGACUUUUUAUGGGGAAGACGAACAGCUUGAGCUCGGUAUUAACUUUAUUUGUUAAGGAAAAAAAAACUAAAACAAAUUUAGAGCUUACUGUAUAAGGUUGACUUACAACGUAAACUUUCAAGAACCAUAAGUAGUUUAAUGAAUUUUAAGCAAGUGAUUCUAAUUGUGUGUUAACAACCCGGCAGCAGGCAGCCGGGGACGUUGUGGUUGUAAAUAUAAUUCUUUAAGAAAACUAUGUGAUAACACAUUAAAAACAAACAAAAAAGAAAAGCUGAUAGGUCUCGGCUGGUGGUGAACGUGGGGCCCAGCUGUAUCUAUGUAAAUAUGAGAGACGUAAAACUAUAAGAUGACAUGUAUUGUUUAAAAGAAGAAAAAGAAAAAUAGGUGAGCAUGAGCAGGCACAGUCUGCUCCUUUCCCCUGGUCAUACACUGCUUGUAAGGAGUUUUCUGAAAUGCAUUUUUAUCAUUUUCACUGUUUACAAUUCAAAAUGCAUCUCCUAUGAUAACAAGUGAAAAAACAGUAGAGUACAUUUGGUGUCAUUGCUUAUGAAAAAUAAACCAACCGACGGAUGACGUAA